Molecule: messenger RNA, 2354 nt
Organism: Bactrocera oleae (olive fruit fly)
Lineage: Eukaryota; Metazoa; Arthropoda; Insecta; Diptera; Tephritidae
Gene: resilin
Product: resilin
Source: RefSeq, a predicted model, not a curated record
UUGCACUACGAUAGUCAAGUCGGCCGAGUGUUACUAAAACAAAGCGUCUUGUAGCAAAACGCAAUAUUCGGCAGCGUGUAACAGUGCAAUAGGGACACAGCUGCAUAGACAGGACUAUUAGUCCUGACAUAAGUUGGUCUGGUUUUUAAGAUUUUUGACGUUAAUUUAAGUAUUUAACUGAUACUCGGCUCGAUUAAGGCAUACCAAAAACAAAUCUAAACGAAAUACGCUACAAUGUCGAGAAUUUGGUGUUUCGUGAGUUUAUUGUUGGUGAUGUCAGCGGUGUUGGCGCGGCCCGAGCCGCCAGUGAACUCUUACCUGCCACCCUCAGCCAAUGGUAAUGGUAAUGGCGGUGGACGUCCCUCAUCGCAAUAUGGUGCGCCUGGCCUUGGUGGUAAUGGUAAUGGUAACGGCGGUGGACGUCCCUCAUCGCAAUAUGGCGCACCUGGUUUAGGUGGUAAUGGCAACGGUAAUGGUAACGGCGGUGGACGUCCCUCAUCACAAUAUGGUGCACCUGGUUUAGGUGGUAAUGGCAACGGUAAUGGUAACGGCGGUGGACGUCCUUCAAGCACAUACGGCGCACCUGGCUUAGGUGGUAAUGGUAACGGCGGUGGACGUCCCUCAUCGCAAUAUGGAGCGCCAGGUUUAGGUGGUAAUGGCAACGGUAAUGGUAACGGCGGUGGACGUCCCUCAUCGCAAUAUGGUGCACCUGGUUUAGGGGGUAAUGGCAACGGUAAUGGUAAUGGCGGUGGACGUCCUUCAAGCACAUACGGUGCACCUGGUUUAGGUGGUAAUGGUAAUGGCAACGGCAACGGUCGCCCAUCAAGUACAUACGGCGCUCCCGGUUUAGGUGGUAAUGGUAACGGCAACGGCAACGGACGCCCCUCAAGCACCUAUGGCGCACCAGGUCUUAAUGGGAAUGGUUUGGGUGGUGGACAGAAGCCCUCUGAUAGUUAUGGUCCUCCAGCCUCUGGUAAUGGCAACGGCUAUUCGAAUGGCGGUAGUGGUAAUGGUAAUGGAAGUGGACGCCCAGGACAAGAAUACUUGCCACCUGGUCGCAAUGGUAACGGAAACGGCGGCAGAGGUAAUGGAAACGGUGGCGGAGCAAAUGGCUAUGAUUACUCUCAGAGCGGCAGUGGCAGUGAUAGCGGAGAGAGCGGUAUCGUUGACUAUGAAGCCGAUCAGGGUGGUUAUCGUCCGCAGAUUCGUUACGAAGGUGAAGCUAACAAUGGUGCCGGUGGUCUCGGUGGCGGUGCUGGUGGCGCUAAUGGUUAUGAUUAUGAACAGAAUGGUAAUGGACUCGGUGGCGGCAAUGGUUAUUCGAGCGGACAAGAUUUAGGCAGCAAUGGUUACUCUAGUGGACGUCCCAAUGGUAAUGGUAAUGGAAAUGGUAACGGUAACGGUAACGGCUAUAGUGGUCGCAAUGGUAAAGGACGCAAUGGCAACGGUGGCGGACAAGGACUCGGACGCAACGGCUACUCUGACGGACGUCCGAGUGGACAAGAUUUAGGCGAUAAUGGUUACGCAAGUGGACGUCCGGGUGGUAAUGGCAGUGGCGGUAAUGGUAAUGGUUAUUCGAACGGUAAUGGCAACGGCAAUGGCAAUGGUGGUGGUCAGUACAGUGGUAAUGGCAACGGCUACUCCGAUGGCAGACCGGGCGGUCAAGACAAUCUCGAUGGACAGGGUUACUCAAGUGGACGUCCAAAUGGUUUUGGACCUGGUGGUCAAAAUGGCGAUAAUGAUGGCAACGGUUAUCGAUAUUAAGUAACUGACAAUGGCAACGAUUAUGUGACGACCCAUAGCGGACAACGAGCCCACGAAUAAACGGCGGGCAUGGAAAAAUGAAACGCUCCUCAUCAUGCAUACCGAAACAUAUUACAUACAUACAAACACAUUACCCAUACUCGAUAUUCAAUCAUCAUAACACUAGACUAUUAUAUACGUAAUGUAUUUGCAUAUUAUCUAGUUAGCAUUUAGUGCGUGUAUAUGAAAUGCAUGUGGCAUAUAAAUAAGAACAGUUAGUAAACUUAAAGUUUUAAUGUGAAACUGCUAACCCUGUAGUCCCAAACUUUACAAUCUUUACUUAAAGCUUCAUGUUCUUCAUCUCCAUUUGGAAGUAGUCGCUCAACCUGACUGUAUUUAACUUACUACAUAUAACUCAUUUCAUAAAAGUCUAUGCUAAGUUGUACUCCUUACCUUCUAAAUACUUAAUAUUUGUUUAUAAAUAUAAAUACUUAUAUAUACUAUAUACAAGCCAACACAUGUAAAUCUUAGGUUAAUAUUAUAGCAAUGAAACGGACAAGCAAAUGUUACAAUAAAACACAAAAAUAUUUGACGAUUUUUAUAACAAAAUA